Daucus carota subsp. sativus is the source of this 2505-nucleotide messenger RNA. RefSeq names its product protein ACTIVITY OF BC1 COMPLEX KINASE 3, chloroplastic. The coding region runs from base 129 to 2228 and encodes 699 amino acids. The transcript has 6 exons. Gene Ontology annotation, molecular function: ATP binding; protein kinase activity. The record is from RefSeq and is a predicted model, not a curated record. Gene Ontology annotation, biological process: protein phosphorylation. NCBI's taxonomy places the organism in Eukaryota, Viridiplantae, Streptophyta, Magnoliopsida, Apiales, Apiaceae.
CGCACGCAAAGUAGUUUAACAAAGUGAAUAGUUUUAGCGUACGUGUAAUAUCAUUAUCAUCUGUUGCCUGUUGCUAUCUUCAACAACCUAAACAAACUGGUCUCGCUCGCCGGACGUUUUUUAACAGAAUGUCCACACUCUCUCUCGCCGGCGCCGGCUUCUCCAUCCCCACUUCCGGCUACUCCAAACCCACCACCACAACCUUCCGACGAGCAGCGCCGCCGCUACAGGCGGCGCUAGCUGAGGCCCCGAACACAUCCUCAUCAAACAACAACAAAAACGCCGUCGUUCCGGUUGUACUGGACUUAUCAUCAUCACUGGAUCGAACUGAGGAUAUGCAAGCUGAAGCAAAGGCUUUGGCCCGGGCUGUGAAUGCUACUGUUUACAGCCCAGAAAUGCUUUCGAGUAGGUAUGGGUCAAGCCCAUUUAAGGUGUUGGGGAGGGCUUUUAAGAUUUUAUCUGGAAUUGGGUUGUUUGGGCUUAGGGUUUGGGUUGAUCAGUUACAGGGGCUGGUUGAUGAGAGGAGGAGAUUCAGAGCUGUUGAACUGAGGAAGGUUUUGACUGGUUUGGGCCCUACUUUUGUCAAAAUUGGACAGGGUUUGUCGACCCGACCCGAUUUGUGCCCGCCUGAGUAUCUUGAAGAGCUUGCGGAAUUGCAGGAUGCUUUGCCGACAUUUCCGGAUGCAGAGGCGCUUUCAUGUAUUGAGAGAGAGCUGGGUCUUCCGCUUGAAUCAAUAUACUCGUCAAUAUCGGUAACACCAAUUGCUGCAGCCAGUCUAGGCCAAGUUUAUAAGGCUCGGCUUAAAUACUCUGGGCAGGUAGUUGCCGUGAAGGUGCAGCGACCUGGAAUUGAAGAAAUUAUAGGACUGGAUUUCUACCUGAUAAGGGGUUUAGGACACCUUAUAAAUAAAUAUGUGGACAUAAUUACCAGUGACGUUGUGGCUCUUAUAGAUGAAUUUGCUGGUAGAGUUUAUCAAGAGCUCAACUAUGUGCAGGAGGGUCAAAAUGCCAAGAGGUUUAGAAAGCUGUAUGCUGACAAGGCGGAUGUCCUUGUACCAGAUAUAUUUUGGGACUACACCAGUGUGAAAGUUUUAACAAUGGAAUGGGUUGAAGGCGUUAAGUUAAGUGAGCAAGACGCUAUUGAAAGGCAAGGGUUAAAAGUGUUGGAUCUGGUUAAUGCUGGUAUUCAGUGCAGUCUUAGACAGCUACUUGAGUAUGGGUAUUUUCAUGCUGAUCCUCAUCCUGGAAAUCUCUUGGCGACACCUGAUGGAAAACUCGCUUUUCUAGAUUUUGGGAUGAUGAGUGAGACUCCUGAAGAUGCAAGAUCAGCUAUCAUAGGUCAUGUUGUUCACCUAGUAAAUCGGGACUAUGAAGCUAUGGCUCGUGAUUAUUAUGCAUUGGACUUUUUGUCCCCUGAUAUCGACAUUUCUCCAAUAGUACCAGCCCUUAAGAACUUCUUUGAUGAUGCACUCAAUGCAACUGUGAGCGAACUCAACUUCAAAACAAUAGUUGACGGCCUCGGGGCUGUACUUUACGAGUAUCCAUUUAAUGUCCCAGCUUAUUAUGCAUUGAUAUUAAGAUCGCUAACUGUUCUGGAAGGCUUGGCACUGUAUGCUGAUCCAAAUUUCAAGGUUCUGGCUGCUUCAUAUCCAUAUUUUGCCAAAAGACUUCUCACUGAUCCAAAUCCAUAUCUUAGAGAUGCUCUUAUUGAUUUGCUCUUCAAGGAUGGGAGGUUUAGGUGGAAUAGACUUGAAAACUUGCUUGUCCAGGGUAAAAUGGAUAAAGAUUUUUCAGCAAAUGAUGCAUUACAACCUGUGCUGAAGCUACUAUUGGGUCCCGAUGGUGAACAGCUCAGAGCGUUAGUUAUAAGAGAGUCUGUCCGAGUUUCUGAAGCUGUUAUAUUUGGCACAAUGAUUGAUACGUACAACGCUAUUCCAGGGCCUUUAAAAAAUUUGUUUUUCAAUAACACAGCUGGGCCUACCUUGCUGAGUGAUAGUGAACAGGAAAAUUUGAUGGAACUUAGAGCACAGGUAAUUAGGAUUUGGGGGCUUCUUAGGUCCACUGAGAAUUUUGAUCCUACCAUGUUGCGGCCCCUUUUACAGGUCCUUCAAGAACCAGAGGCCCAGAAUCUAGGACGUCGUGUAUUUGGUGGAAUCACACAACGUUUUGCGGCUCGGUUGCUGCAACAAUUUCUUAGAGCCCCAACAGUUUCGACUUCCACCUUGUAACCACUGUACUUAACUCACUGAGUAGCCGGUUCUUUCAUUAUUACAAGGGGAGAUGAUAAACAAUUGACACGGUGAACAGAAAUAAUAGGCAAAAGUGAAUAGGCGUUUUGAAAAUAGAUUUUACACCUAAAACAACAAAAUUUGUAAUCUCCUCCUAUUGUUUACUCUCAUUGGCCCAAUAGAGUUGAAUUGCAAUCUUGUAUCAAAGAAGAACGCUGAAAUAUUAGUGUUGUAUAUGAUAUAUUAAUGGAAUAAUAGUGUUGAUGGCUUAUAGUAA